Komagataella phaffii GS115 is the source of this 1206-nucleotide messenger RNA. RefSeq names its product NAD-dependent glycerol-3-phosphate dehydrogenase, key enzyme of glycerol synthesis. The record is from RefSeq and is a predicted model, not a curated record. Gene Ontology annotation, molecular function: glycerol-3-phosphate dehydrogenase [NAD(P)+] activity; protein homodimerization activity; NAD binding. Bases 1 to 1206 code for a protein of 401 amino acids. Gene Ontology annotation, biological process: glycerol-3-phosphate catabolic process; carbohydrate metabolic process. Lineage: Eukaryota; Fungi; Ascomycota; Pichiomycetes; Pichiales; Pichiaceae. The transcript has a single exon. Gene Ontology annotation, cellular component: nucleus; cytosol; glycerol-3-phosphate dehydrogenase (FAD) complex.
AUGUACUUAACCAGCACAGUGAGAGCGCUGCCAGUACAUUUUUUCAGAUCAAGACAUUGUAUUAGAACCAUGAGUAACAUUGUUGAGAAGAAACAGUCCGAAUUCUCGAGAGCUGAGCCUUUCCGUGUGGCGGUUAUUGGCUCCGGAAAUUGGGGGACUACUGUUGCAAAAAUUAUUGCCGAGAACACCAAUGAAAGACCAGAAGAAUUCGUUAGAGAUGUCAAUAUGUGGGUCUACGAAGAAGACAUUGAAGGCCGCAAGUUGACGGAUAUUAUCAACGAGGAGCAUGAGAAUGUUAAGUACCUUCCUGGGGUAAAAUUACCCAAGAAUUUGCAUGCCACCCCAGACUUGUUGGCUGUUGCAAGCCCUGCAGAUAUUCUGGUGUUCAACGUUCCUCACCAAUUUUUAAGCCGAAUCCUACAGCAAUUGAAGGGUAAAAUUAAACCGACCGCCAGAGCCAUUUCAUGUCUAAAGGGCCUCAAUGUAGAGAAGAACUCAUGUCAACUUUUGAGCACACAAAUUGAGAACGAAUUGAACAUUCAUUGCGGAGUGUUGUCAGGAGCUAAUCUUGCACCUGAGAUAGCUAGAGAAUGCUGGUCUGAAACCACGAUUGCCUACGUUAAGCCAAAGGAUUAUCGUGGCAAGUAUGACGAUGUGACACCUUUCACGAUCAAACAUUUGUUCCACAGACCUGCUUAUUUUCAUGUGCAAGUUAUUGAGGAUAUCGCUGGUGCAUCCUUGGGUGGAGCUCUGAAGAACGUCAUUGCUCUAGCUGUUGGAUUUGUGGAUGGGCUUAAUUGGGGAGAUAAUGCUAAAGGUGCCAUCAUUAGACUGGGACUUCGUGAAAUGAUUCAUUUCGGACACACGUAUUUCCCUGGUGCUAAGAGUUACACUCUAACCUGUGAAAGUGCUGGUGCUGCCGAUCUUAUCACUUCCUGUGCAGGAGGCCGCAAUUUUAAGGUUGGAAGAGAAAUAGCUGCCACAGGAAAGCCUGCUGAGCAGGUAGAAGCAGAGCUUCUGAAUGGUCAGUCUGCCCAAGGAAUUAUUACUGCUGCGGAAGUGUAUGAAUUUCUGUCAAGCAAGGGAGACUUAAACAGCUACCCCUUACUCAUUACGGUAUAUCUGAUCUUGAAGGGGGAACGGUCAGCUGAAUGUAUUCCAGAGUACUUCAACAAGACCGAGGACGUUAAGCAUUGGGAAGACUAA